AUGCGUUUCAAGCUUCACGACGUUCACAUGCGUCGGGGACUUUCUUGUUUAGCUGACUCUUACAUUUCUCCGGCUUCAGUUAGUUCUAGAAUCAGAGCUUUAAUUCAGAAAGGAGAGUGUCUACAAGCUCUGCAACUAUACACUACGCAUGAUGCUUCUUCUCCCUUGUGGACUUCCGUUUUCACAUUCCCUUCUCUGCUCAAAGCUUGCUCUGCUCUUACAAACCUCGCUAAUGGCAAAACGAUUCACGCUUCGGUCGUCGUGUUGGGUUGGCGUCACGAUCCUUUCAUUGCAACCUCGCUUGUCAACAUGUACGUGAAAUGUGGAUCUUUAGAUUACGCCGUCAAAGUGUUCGACGGUUGGUCUCAGAGUGGAGUUUCUGCUCGGGAUGUCACAGUUUGGAACUCUUUGAUUGAUGGGUACUUCAAAUUUCGAAACUUUAAAGAAGGGAUCGAUCGUUUUCGCCGAAUGCUGGUGUUGGGCGUAAGACCUGACGCUUUCUCGUUAUCCAUAGUUGUGAGUGUUUUGUGUAAAGAAGGAAAAUUUUGGCGGGAAGAGGGGAAACAGAUUCACGGGUAUAUGUUGAGGAACUCGUUAGCUGGUGAUUCUUUCUUGGAAACUGCUUUGAUUGAUAUGUAUUUCAAGUUUGGUUUAUCGACAGAUGCGUGGCGUGUGUUUUUGGAGAUUGAGGAUAAAUCGAAUGUGGUGCUAUGGAAUGUGAUGAUUGUUGGGUUUGUUGAUAGUGGUCACUUUGAAACUAGUUUGGAGUUGUAUAUGCAAGCAAAGAGCAACAGUGUCAAGCUUGUUUCCACUUCAUUUACUGGAGCUCUUGGUGCGUGUAGUCGAAGUGAGAAUUCUUGUUUCGGGAGACGAAUCCAUUGCGACGUGGUGAAGAUAGGGCUUGACAAUGACCCUUAUGUUUCUACUUCUCUACUGUCAAUGUAUUCAAAAUGUGGUAUGGUUGGUGAGGCAGAAACUGUCUUCAGUUUCGUUGUGGAUAAAAGACUUGAGAUAUGGAACGCGAUGGUUGCAGCUUAUGCAGAUAGUGAUUGCGGGUACUAUGCUUUGGAGCUGUUCGGUUUCAUGAGGCAGAAGAAAAGUAUCUUGCCUGAUUCUUUUACCUUGUCGAAUGUUAUCUCCUGUUGCAGCAUGUUGGGAUUGUAUGACUAUGGCAAAUCAGUCCACGCGGAGCUGUUUAAGAGACCGAUACAAAGCACGCCUGCGAUAGAGAGUGCUUUACUCACUCUGUACUCUAAAUGUGGAUGUGAGACUGAUGCUUACUUAAUCUUCUGUUCAAUGAAAGAGAAAGAUAUGAUCGCUUGGGGCUCUCUGAUCUCAGGACUUUGCAAGAAUGGAAAAUUCGAAGAGGCUUUGAAACUUUGCGGGUCCAUGAAAGACGAUGAUGAUAGCUUGAAACCUGAUUCUGAUAUCAUGACUUGUGUUAUAAACGCUUGUGCUGGAUUGGAGACUUUGAAGUUUGGCCUUCAGGUUCAUGGGAGCAUGAUUAAAACUGGACAGGUGAUGGAUGUUUUCGUCGGCAGCUCGCUUAUUGAUCUGUAUUCUAAAUGUGGCUUACCAGAAAUGGCUCUAGAAGUUUUCUCUAACAUGAGACCGGACAACAUUGUUGCCUGGAAUUCAAUGAUCUCUUGCUACAGCCGAAACAACCUUCCAGAGCUAUCUUUAGAACUUUUCAGUCAGAUGCUUAAUCACGACGGUGUCUCUCCAGAUUCAGUAUCCACCACAAGUGUUCUUGUGGCAAUCUCAUCAACUGCAAGCUUGCUUAAAGGGAAAAGUGUCCAUGGUUAUACAAUAAGACUCGACAUUCCUUCGGAUACACACCUGAAAAAUGCUUUGAUUGACAUGUAUGUUAAGUGCGGGCUUUCGAAGUAUGCGGAGAAUAUCUUCAGGAGAAUGCAGCACAAAAGCUUGAUCACUUGGAACCUAAUGAUACACGGGUAUGGAUCUCAUGGUGAUUGUCUAAGAGCAUUGACUCUGUUCGAGGAGAUGAAGAAUGAAGGAGAAUCGCCAGAUGAUGUGACAUUCCUGUCUCUGAUUUCGGCCUGUAAUCAUUCCGGUUUUGUGCAGGAAGGCAAAGACAUUUUUGAGAUCAUGAAACGAGACUAUGGUAUCGAACCAAAGAUGGAACAUUAUGCAAAUAUGGUGGAUCUUCUAGGACGUGCCGGUCACCUAGAAGAAGCUUACAGUUUCAUAAAGGCAAUGCCUGUUGAAGCAGACAGCAGUGUAUGGCUCUGUCUCUUAUCUGCUUCAAGAACCCAUCAUAAUGUGGAGUUUGGGAUAUUGUCUGCUGAGAAGUUGUUGAGAAUGGAACCGGAAAGAGGCGGUUACUAUGUUCAGCUGAUAAAUCUUUACAUGGAAGCUGGAUUGAAGAAAGAAGCAGCAAAGCUGUUGAGUGAGAUGAAGGAGAGAGGCUUGCAGAAGAAACCUGGUUGCAGUUGGAUUGAAGUCAACAAUAGUACUCAUGUUUUCUUUUCAGGAGGUACGUCUUCUCUAAUGGCGACAGAGAUAUUCAACCUAUUGAAAAUCUUGAAGAGUAACAUGACUGAUGAAGAUAACAUUCCGAAUUGA
Molecule: messenger RNA, 2586 nt
Organism: Microthlaspi erraticum
Lineage: Eukaryota; Viridiplantae; Streptophyta; Magnoliopsida; Brassicales; Brassicaceae
Source: the annotation of a GenBank genome assembly